Molecule: messenger RNA, 1834 nt
Organism: Phialemonium atrogriseum
Lineage: Eukaryota; Fungi; Ascomycota; Sordariomycetes; Cephalothecales; Cephalothecaceae
Product: putative mrna cap methyltransferase
Exons: 1
Coding region: 93-1667 (524 amino acids)
Biological process (GO): 7-methylguanosine mRNA capping
Cellular component (GO): nucleus
Molecular function (GO): mRNA 5'-cap (guanine-N7-)-methyltransferase activity
Source: RefSeq, a predicted model, not a curated record
AGUCAUUGCAAUAGUCUAGUUUUAAUUUUGCUUGGUUGUCAUCAUACCUUUGUUCCUCGACUCUCCAUCUGCCUCCCUCACAUUGUACGACAAUGCCGGGCAACCGCGUGACGGAAGGUGAGGCUGAUGAUCAACCUCGAACCUUCGACGCCCGCAAGCUCGAGCCCGCCCAAAGAAAACGUUCGGCCUCACCUACAAAAAAAACCACACCGUCCUCCUCCACGAACCCACGACCCGGCCGGCCCAACAACGAAUACGACAACGCCAAUGACGACCUCCCACAGCCCUUCGAUGCGAAGAAGCUCCAGCCAGCCAAGAAGCGCGCACGCUCCCCCUCCCCGGGCGCCAGCGCCGGGUCAGACGGCGCCGGCGCGCCGCGCAAGCUGAAGCGGCCGGGGCAGCGGGCGCGCAUCAGCGAGGCGGAGCGCGAGCAGAUCCGUCAGCGGGCGCUGGAGCGAGAGCGGGCGGCGGAGCAGGAGGCACGCGUCGCCUCGUCCUCGGGGACGACGCCGGACGCGGGGCGGGCGGCGAUCAACGACGUGGUGCGGGCGCACUACAACGCGGUCCCCGAGCGCGGCCGCGACUGGCGCAAGACGGACAGCCGCAUCCGCGGCCUGAGGAGCUUCAACAACUGGGUCAAGAGCUGCGUCAUCCAGAAGUUCGCGCCCGCCGAGGACCACGUGCCCGGCGCCAUGGAGCGCGGCGUCAUCAGCCCGGACGGCCAGCUGUGCGUGCUCGACAUUGGCUGCGGCAAGGGCGGCGACCUGGGCAAGUGGCAGCAGAGCACCCAGCCCGUCCAGCUGUACGUCGGCCUGGACACGGCCGAGGUGUCCAUCGAGCAGGCGAGGGAGCGGUACCGGCAGAUGUACAGCCGCGGUAGGGGCGGCGGGCGUGGUGGCAGGGGCGGGUACAACAGGCGGCCGGCCCCGCCGCUGUUCGAGGCCCAAUUCCACGUCAAGGACUGCUACGCCGGCUCGGUCGGGGACGUGGAGAUCGUGCGGCAGGUCGGCUUCGCCUCGUCGACUCUGAGCAGCAGCCGCGGCUUCGACGUCGUCAGCAUGAUGUUCUGCAUGCACUACGCGUUCGAGAGCGAGGAGAAGGCGAGGCAGAUGCUCAAGAACGUGGCGUGCGCGCUCAAGAAGGGUGGCCGCUUCAUCGGCUGCAUCCCGAACUCGGACGUCAUCAGCAGCAAGGUCGAGGAGUUCAACAAGCGGGCCGAGGAGCAGCGGAAGAGCCGCGAGGCCCGGGGGGACAAGGAGGAACCGGUCGAGGACGGCGAGGUCGAAGAGGGGAAGGCCGAGGCGACAGCAGAGUGGGGCAACGAUAUCUACCGAGUCAGGUUCCCGGGGAAGACUCCCGAUGACGGCAUCUUCCGGCCGCCGUUUGGGUGGAAGUACAACUUCUUCCUCCACGAGGCAGUCGAGGAGGUGCCCGAGUACGUGGUGCCUUGGGAAGCCUUCAGAGCCCUGGCCGAGGACUACAACCUGGAGCUGCAGUACCACAAGUCCUUCUCAAGCGUUUGGGAGACGGAGAAGGACGAUCCGGAAUUGGGGCCCCUGAGUGAGCGCAUGGGGGUCAGAGAGAGGGGCGGCGGUCCGCUUCUAGUCACCCCUGAGGAGAUGGAGGCUGCGAGCUUCUACGUGGCGUUCUGCUUCUACAAAGUAUAGCACCCAGGACGUUUAAGGACUAAAAAACCCGGCAGGGGCUGGAAGCUGGACACGCGUUAAAUUUUUCCUAGGCGUGGGCAGCCGGGCCGCUGUUCUGUUGUCUAUGUUUUUGUAUGAUAAGAAAUCACGCAGCAAGCCACGAGACAACUAUGCCAGGGGAAGACUUA